Messenger RNA from Punctularia strigosozonata HHB-11173 SS5, 1635 nucleotides. RefSeq lists its product as uncharacterized. The transcript is spliced from 4 exons. The record is from RefSeq and is a predicted model, not a curated record. The coding region runs from base 888 to 1133 and encodes 81 amino acids. Lineage: Eukaryota; Fungi; Basidiomycota; Agaricomycetes; Corticiales; Punctulariaceae.
AGCAGAUUUAUCAACUAUCGACAUAAUAUACACGAUUAAGGAGCGUGUAGGUGCAAGACAUUGUGAUACAUUACGAUUUUCUGGGCGGUACGACGAUAAGCAAAAAGAGCAGAGUGAUUACUAUUACGAACGCAAGGGAAAGCUGUUGCAGUGGCACGUCAAUGACGUCGAGCGUAGUCCCCGUUACGCCUCUUCAUAAGGGCAAGGAGCGAAUGAAAAUCUACUAUGGUUGUAAGGGCUAGGCUCCGGUACGGACACCCUGGGCCCACAGAUACGCACGACUUCGUGUCUGCAUCCCUGGGCUAAGUAGAACGUGGCGCUCCCGAAGUCGAAGAGACAACCAAAUGCGUCGCCGUACCCCCACGAGCUGAGUAUGGCGUGAAUACGCCGCGCAAGAGCCUUCGUGUCCCCGAGCUUCGACAUAUCAUCGGUGUCGGAUGGCGGAGUACCCUCGGAAUCUUCCUCUUCUUCGUCGACCUCAUCAAUGACGGGCAAGGUCACUAAGAAAGCGGGCGGAGGGGGCGGCGCCUCUUGCGGAAAAUAAUCGAGCGUUGGCCGCUCAGUCGGCCCCAUUUGUUCCCUAAGAGAAGGCCUGAGACGGGGGUAAGGGUGAUAGCGACGCUGCCAUGCGCUCCUAUAGCUGGGGAGCCGCAUUUCGGGAACUUCCAAAACCAUGCUGAACGAUGAAGGAGGCGAAGGCCGGAGAGAGAGGGGGGGAGGGAGGGAGAAAAAAAGAGAGGGCGGCAUUUUGGCAAGUUGGCAGCCGUUUUACGAGAUGGCCAGCCGAGGCUCGCGAACCCACUGCCGGGGAGCAUCGGCGGCGCGGUCUAAACCAUAACGGUGCGGAAUUUGCGCCCGAGCCCGGCUUCCACCCACGCAGAUCUGCCAUGCUCGGACCGCGCGCCGUCGUUUACGACACCUCCCUCUGGCAACAACGACUGAGGGCUCCCAAGACUGUCAUCGACUUGGCUCUGUGUCUGGCUCUCAACGCCCUCGCGAGGUCAACACACGCCACAUGGGGCCCGGUCACUGGCGCGGCGCGGAAGCAAAUCGACAGAAGCCCUUGGCGACAACCGCGAAGACUGGGCGGACUCAUGGGCGAGUCGGUACUCUAUGGCGACGAGCUCGACUGACUGGAACCUGUGGAUAUGUCAGCGUCAUGCAUACGCGUGCCGCCUGCAGCAACUCCUGGAGGCUAGAGCCCGGUUCAGCUUGGGCUCAACCACUGACUACAGGGCUUUCUGACGAAAAGCCGACUCCACAGAGGCGGUCGAACCGAACCCCUCCAGCCAUCAUCACAGACCACUUGGGUCCUCCCUAGCCUGCAGCCAGCCCUCAUCGCCAUCUGGACCUCUGCACGCCAUACGGGACACCGACGCGCGCUCGGGUCCGAGCCUGGGAAUUCCGUGACUCGACGUGCGCCCUGUCACGUCACGCACCGCCGAUUGAUGGCGGGCGUCGGGACCGCGUCACAUUGCUUUCCAACCACGACGACGCCCUGUAAUCCAGCCAUGGCCCCCACCCCUACUCGUGCUGAGUUGCCCGAAAAACCGCAAGACGAGGUAGCGACCUCAAUCCUAAGCACAAGAAACGCCAUGAAGAAACUGGACAGAAGGACACAUCCUGAAGAGUGUG